AUGGCGGAGGUGGCCGUCAGCAGGUGGAUGAGGCGAAGGGGAGGCAGAAGGAGAGGAGGAGGUGCGGGACCUGAGGAAGUCCUGUUUUCUUGCUGGUUGUUGUCAUGGCAUGGCACACUGGACAAUAAAAGCUAUCUAUCUAUCCUGUCUUUUCUCCUCCUGACUAAGCAGAAGCGGCAGCAGCGGGGAGCCUCAUCGACCUCCUCUGACAGCUCAGAGGAGGAGGAGGACGAGCAGGAGGAGCAAGAGGAGCAGCAGCAGCACCAGCAGGCGGGAGCCUCCUCCUCUGAGAGCUCAUCAGAGGAGGAGGAGGAGCAGGAGGAAGAGCAGCAGCAGCAGCAGCAGCAGCAGCAGCAGCAGCAGGCCUUGGCCCAAAAGGUGAAGGAGAAGGUCGGCUUCACCCCGCGAAAAACAGACAAGGCGAGGAGGGCCGUUGUCAUGUUGGAGAAAAUCUAG
Messenger RNA from Epinephelus moara (kelp grouper), 456 nucleotides. RefSeq names its product ras-interacting protein RIP3-like. The transcript has 2 exons. The record is from RefSeq and is a predicted model, not a curated record. Bases 1 to 456 code for a protein of 151 amino acids. NCBI's taxonomy places the organism in Eukaryota, Metazoa, Chordata, Actinopteri, Perciformes, Serranidae.